Messenger RNA from Meloidogyne enterolobii, 531 nucleotides. The record is from the annotation of a GenBank genome assembly. Lineage: Eukaryota; Metazoa; Nematoda; Chromadorea; Rhabditida; Meloidogynidae.
UUUAUUUUAUUAAUUGAAGGAAAGGCAACAAUUAAAUUUGAAAAAACAAAAAUGAAAUUUGAUGUGGGGCCUUGGGAAUCUUUUGGUUUAAAUAUUUUGGAUAAAUUAGAGGAAAUAAUUAAAACAAAAAAAGAAUUUAAAGAAUUAAAUAAUGAAGAAGGAGAACAAAAAGGAAGAAGAAAAUCAACAACAAAUCAUCAUUUUAUUAAUAAUUUUCACAAUUCAAUUGAAUUUAUUCCUGAUUAUGAUUUGGAAAUUAAAUCAGACUGUAAAUAUUUAAAAAUAACAUUUUCUACUUAUUUGGCAUUUAUUCGACUUUCUGGACUUUUAAAAACAAUUAAAGAAUUUAGACAAACAGAUCCAAAUUUAUUUCAAAAAUCCUCAACAACAACAACCCGUAAAUAUUUAUCAAAUCCAAAUUCUCUCCAAACAUUAAAUAAUUCUAUAGAGGAAUUAAAAAAACAAAAAAGGUGUUUAAGUACUAUUUCUGUUCCGUUAGAGGUGCCUUUACUUCGAAAAUUUAAAUUUUAG